GCACGCUUAGUGCUUCUCUGCCGCGAGACAUCGACCCCAUCCAGCCAGCCGCCGGCGCUUGCAAGGGGAGGCGACCAACAAGAGAAGGGGCGAGGAAAUGGUGGCGUUUAGGUUCCAUCAGUAUCAGGUGGUGGGGAGAGCACUCCCUUCGUCGACCGAUGAGCAUCCCAAGAUCUACCGGAUGAAGCUGUGGGCGACCAACGAGGUUCGCGCGAAAUCCAAGUUCUGGUACUUUUUGAGGAAGCUCAAGAAGGUUAAAAAGAGCAACGGGCAGGUGCUGGCGAUCAAUGAGAUUUUUGAGCGUAAACCAACUAAGAUCAAGAACUAUGGGAUCUGGCUAAGGUAUCAAAGCAGAACAGGUUACCACAACAUGUACAAGGAGUACCGUGAUACUACUCUAAAUGGUGCUGUUGAACAAAUGUACAAUGAGAUGGCCUCUCGUCAUCGAGUGAGGUGUCACUGCAUCCAAAUUAUUAAGACAGCUACUAUUCCUUCUAAACUUUGCAAGAGGGAGAGCACCAAGCAGUUCCAUGAUUCCAAAAUCAAGUUUCCCCUGGUGUUCAAGAAGGUCCGGCCACCAACCAGGAAGUUAAAAACCACAUACAAAGCAUCAAGACCCAACUUGUUUAUGUAGUUCUCAUCUCCCUUGCUUGCAAAUGUUCGGGAGCAUGGAUCUUCGAGUGAAACGCUUUAUUUGGUGAGCGCUAAGAAACUUUGUUAGUAGAUUAAUUGAAGUUUUGGAAUUGCUUAGUUGAAUUAAUUGUAGACUAUUUUGUCUUUGUUAAGUCUUGUUGGUCUUUUAUCAGUCUACGGAUGUGUUCUUGCGUAGUUAUGCAAGUCUCUUAGCUGUUUCUCUUCUACUUUGUUA
This is a messenger RNA of Musa acuminata subsp. malaccensis (wild Malaysian banana), 868 nucleotides long. RefSeq names its product large ribosomal subunit protein eL20. The record is from RefSeq and is a predicted model, not a curated record. Gene Ontology annotation, biological process: translation. Gene Ontology annotation, cellular component: ribosome; cytosolic large ribosomal subunit. Lineage: Eukaryota; Viridiplantae; Streptophyta; Magnoliopsida; Zingiberales; Musaceae. Gene Ontology annotation, molecular function: structural constituent of ribosome.